Pocillopora meandrina is the source of this 5551-nucleotide messenger RNA. Lineage: Eukaryota; Metazoa; Cnidaria; Anthozoa; Scleractinia; Pocilloporidae. The record is from the annotation of a GenBank genome assembly.
AUGUGCCAUGCACAGCUAACACAAGCCAUUGCGCAGUGCGUUCGCCCCACAUAUUCAGAGUAUGGUCAUCAUCUUUCCGGUCACGUUAUUACAACAAGUAAAACUUUCAGCAUUACCGAGUGUGUGAUGUUUUGCUUGAACGAGUCUCGCUGCAAGAGUUUGAACUUUCGUUUAAAAGAUAAGUCAUGUGACUUGAAUUCUGCAAACAAACGUACUCAUUCAAGGGAUUUUGGUCCGAAAGAAGGAUCAGUUUAUAUGAACAAGGUAUGGUAUUGGCGAAUUCUAUAAAAAGAAAUUAAACGAAAUAAUGGUUAUCUGGCAGUACAUAUCGAAAAAUUAUGCUAUUUAUUUCUAAAUCCGUAAUCCUCCCACAGUCAUGCUGACUUGAGAGACGAUAAUGUUUUCAUACAUUUGUCGUCUCACUUUUGCCGCCUGUGAUUGGCUCACAUAUAGAAUCAGAAAAUGACCUCGCAGUAUCUUAAUGUGUUCCUCACGUACGAUUCAAAAUUUCAGGUUCGAUUAAUAAAAUCUCUAUCCUAAAAAGUGACAUUUCUGCCUCUGGUUCGGCCUUUUGUCCAAACUUGAGAAGAAAAAAUACUCUUGUAUUAGGCUUCGUUGUUUCACGAUUGCGAUCAACUAGUGAAUACAUCCUUUCCCGAAUAACCGAAAACAUUUUGCAAUUAUUAUAUAAGAUGCAUUUGUGUUAUUGACCAACCAUCUUUCUUGGAUGGUUGUUUGUUAAAAUAGGGCGUGGUACACGGGGCUCCCAAAUAUUAGCAACAGAGAAAUAAGUAAACAAAUAAACAAAUGCGUGAAUAAAUAAAUGAUUGAAUAAACGAAGCCAUGUAGUCAAUAACACAUCAAAACACAACAUAACAACUUUAUUUAUUAAGUGUCGAUGUCUUCAGCUUAGAGAGAGCUAUUUGGGAACACUAAAAAAUAAUAGGAAAAAACAAUUAUAGAAUGAGUUUAUACAGGGUAUUAUAAGGCAAAUUCAUAAUUCACUAAAGAUCUAAAAUUUAUCAAAAGUUAAAAUUUAAAAGUUACAGAGUUGUCCCCGCUAAAAUAUACAGAAAAAUGCUAAAAAUAUUUUUCAAGGAUUUGAUAUUGAAUAAAAUGCACCGACCGGUCCAGGAUUUGUGCUUACAUCACCGCAGGACAGGAGACGCAGAAUUUGGGUAGCGAGUAAUUCUCAUGGCAAAGCAGCCUUUCGGGCGAGUAGUACAUGCGACAUGUCGGAUAAUAUGUUGUCGCGAACUUUGAUAGAAAAGAGCCUCCUUAGCAUAGGUAACCUCCACAAAACGGUGCCCGUUGAUAGAGGCCCGGGUCAGUCGUGUAUUAAGAGAGUAAAAAUUGCUUCAAAGUAAGAAACAGAGGCAUAGCAUGUUGACGAUGUAGGACUAACCCAUCACUGAUCCGACCGCUAUGAGCACGUAACCAUAAUCUAUGAUGGUUAUUUCUGCCAAUAACCAUCUACAAUCUAUAAUCUACAGGAUGAUGAAUUCAAGUCUUGUUCAGAAAUUCUAAAGAAAUUGCCCCAUGCGGAAAGCGGCUACUACUGGAUAACUAUUGGAAAUAGAGACGUACAAGUUUACUGUGAUAUGGAAAAACAUGGUAAGUACAAAAGGAUAAAAUAAAAAGCAAAGUGUAAAUUGUACUUUAAAAAAAACCUUAAAUUCUGCCUCUGGUAAGAGAGAAAGGUUACAAGUUCUGUUACUGUUUUUGACCAGUGGUAGUUUUGCUUUAGUUGAAAUUUCGGCCAAUGCACUGAGGUUGAAUUGUCACUUUUGCCAGUGAUAGAGCUUCUGAGUACCUUUUCAAUCCCAAGUAUCCGAUAUAUCCCAUGCUAAAAAUGUAUAAGCGUUUCCUGGGAAAAGUAGGUCUGUACAUUUUGUCGAGGAAACAAUCGCGGGAGUAAAAAAGGAACAAAUAAAGGUAUAUAUUGAGGUUUUAGUUGUUUCGCAUUUGCACAUUUAUUCACUUAAUCUUUUUCUUUUUCUCCCUUCUUGCUACUAAGAAAAUUUCUUAAGCAUGAAAUCGUGAAAUUCCCUUUUAAUGCUAUCGGAAAGUUUAUCACCGAGUAAGCGUCCUAUCUACAGUUUUCUCAGCUCACUUUUAUAUUUAUCGAACAAAGACAACGUUUAUAAACUGAAAUGCGGCUACAUUUUGUAUUUUAAUUUUAUGCAGGCGGUGGAUGGACCUUAGCCGUGAGCAUCAGUUCCAAGAACAACGAUCAUCUUCAAAGCGAGGCCAACAACUGUCUCAACUCCGUACUGUGCGUUCCUUUUACGUACAAGAACCAGGGUAGAAAAUUGAGUGACAGCGAUAUACAUGAAGUAGCAAAGGAAGAAGGUGAAUAUGAAAAAAAGACAAAUAACAAUGAUGAUAAUAAUAACAAAAAUGGUAAUAACAGUAUGACAUAAAGAGCGCCUAUAUUGAGGAUUUGAUCAAUCCACAUUCUGAGUUUACAUAAUGUGUGUUUAAUAGCUCUUUUUAAUGUGCAUUAUAACAUUCUUAUUUAUAACUCAUUAUAAAUCAUUGUCAAGACCCCUCCCUAUUCAAUGUUGCAUUUUGCAGCUCAACGAUAACGGGAAUCGCCAAUCAUCAAUUGCAGACUGUAAAGAUUAGUCUUCUGCGAUUCGUAAAGCGGCCGGCGCUUCGCGAAACUCAUCCAAGCUAGAACUUAGUCAGUUAACUAAGUGAUUGGUGAAACAGGCGGAAAUAAUUGGUAUUUUCAACGAUCUGAUAAAUCAAUUGAAAAUUUUCUCUAAAUGACAAAACGUCUCCUGUUUUUAUUUUUUAUUAUUUUUAUUUUUUAUUUAUUCAUUUACUUUACUAGUUAAAACAGCUAACAGGUUAACAGUGAUGCAUAUAAAGGUUUUCUAUUCCUGAAACAUUGGUUUGGAAUUAUUAUCUGAGUGGGUUUGUCAAGUAAAGGUGAAGGCUGUGUAUUCAACUAUGACUUUACAAAGCGAGAUUAGUUAUUCACUAUUGUUAUGGUAACAACAUUCAGACACGAUCGGUCUUACAUCUAUAUAUCAAAAUGUUGUCUUGUAAAUGUAAGGGUAUACACUUAAAUCACUUUAUAAUGGGUAACGAAACACUUCUUUGCAUUGCAGUCAAAAGUAUUUUUGUGUCCUUCCAGGAACUUUUAGGGUCGAUGUGUUACAAAGUGAUGGCGCUUUCUUGCACACAGUAUUUUAUCGGGUAAAUGUCUGAUACUCAUUUAUUUGAUCAUUUAUUCCAUACGUUCUUUUACGGAAGACGACUUCAUGAAAAAUGUACCGAAGCUGGAAGGUAACGAAAUUUAUUCAAAACCAAUACGAUGAGCGAAUAAUUGAACACAGAAUGUUUCUAAGAUGAAUUAAAGCUGUUACUUCAAUCUCGUUUCCUUUUUUAUGGAAUCAGAGCAUGUCGUUGAUAGCAAGAGCAUGAAUUUUUAAGUGGUUAGUUUAAGAAUAUGAAAAAGUAAAAUAAGCUCCUCACGAUUAUACUAUGAAUUAGUCUCUUUUUUUUUCUUACUUUUAAGAUACCCAGUGGGCAAAACAAAUUCAACUCAACAUGUCAUCAGGGAAAGUAAGUUAACUAUUUUUGUUUCUAUUAAUCGUUUUUGCCCAACUUGAUUGUCGCAUUUCAAACAGCAAUACCAAAAGGCAAUCUUAGAAAGCGCAUGUAUCACGAAAACAGUGCUAUGGAAUUUGGGUGUUUAUUUAAACAACAAAAAGUGCUUCUCGUUGAAAGAAUGAAGUUGACAUCAAUAUAGCACAGAGCCGGAACACCGAUUAGCGUGGCGAUAAGGGAAAUCGUUCCACAUGUCAAGCUAUACCCAUAAGCCGUCACAAAUUCUCGACACUUCCCCAAUUUAUUAUAGUUUAACGCAUUUGAAGUUCUUUCUUAGUGUAAAACUAUGAAAGACUGGCUGACCGCUUCAAUUCCCAAUGCGAUAUAGGGCUGUUGCUUGAUUACUUAUUCUGAAAAAAAAGAAAAAAACCUUUCUUUUAUUUCAGUUGUCCACGUAUUAUCAUAUCCCACUCCUAUCCAAAUGGUUGGGAGAGUAGCAGCUGCACAGGGAUUGAAAAGGGAUAUCUUAUCGCGCCGAACAACCACUGGGGUAAGUAAAUAUGUAAAAAGGUAAAUGUGUUCGUGGACAUGUAAUAGUUUUGCGGAUUGUGUAUUCCCAGCGUGUGUAAAAGCCUGUUCCAAGCGUUCAAUGUGACAAAGCGGAGCGCGAUCUUUAAACGACAGAUGAUAAAGGCGGAACCAAAAACAAAGGAGGCUUGAGUCGGGGCCCGCCACGGACCCGUUUCUUUUUGCUCCGCAGUUACUAUUGCGCCGUUUACUAUCGCGCUUUGUUUUACUUAUUGAACAUCUGGAACAGCUUUGCGUUUAAGUAAAACCCUCUCUUCCACUACGAAGGAAGAAACGAUGACACAGACCGUAGUAACCCUUGGGAGUAUCCAAAGGAGCAAGUACUUGCAAAGACAAAGGGGAUCUUCCAGGCAUUUUGGCUGACAGAAACUAAAAGCCAAGUAAUUUCAAUUGCUUACCAGAGCAAAGCAUAUAAAUAACAGAAGCCAUUCAGAGCAACGCCAGGAAAUGCAAGCGAUUAAGUUUCACUUUUUAGUAUUUGAACACCCUUUGACUUAUUGUGCGAAUUUGUUCAAAAAUAACUGUAGUUUUUGAUGGACAUGAUAACAGAGAGUGCGGCGGCUUGUCUUGGUCUUCGUCCCAAUACAGUGAGUAAUAAUAAUGAGAUAAUAGAUAUGAGAUAGUAAUUUCCACAAUCAUUUAUUAAUAAGCAAAUAUUGCUGUAAAUUUUUUAAAGCUAAUUUACUAGCAUCUUUGACUUCUUUCUCUUGACCAAACGAAAUAAAGCGCUAUUCCCCAAUAGUCAGAUAGACCGAGUUUCUUUGGAUGGAUCUAGGGAACAGCUCCAUGUGAAUUUUUACAAUUUAUUCCUCAACCUUUUCUAUGUUUUGCUCUUGCUUGUUUGUUUUUUCUUUUGUUCUUGUUUUUUUAAUCUAGUUUUCCCUUAUUUUUUCCUUUUUUCCCAGUGGUAGUUCGAAGAGUGUAGCAUACUUUCGUUGAUAAUGGUUUAAAAUAUCUGAUUCAAGAGAGCCUUGAUGCUUAGCAUGUUACAAACAUAUCACUUUUCCGUUAAUAAUUUCAUCCCAAACAGGUAACGGAAAACGUGCCCUGUAUGGUUACACAUUUGGCGGCAAUCGUGGAAUAUACUAUAACAAUGCGGGGAUGAUGUACGUUAAAUAAACAUUGGACAGGUGUUGGCAUAGAUAAAUCUGAUGUGAUAUGUAAAGUUACUAUGAUUUACACAACCUUAAAUCGAAAAUUUAUCAAGGGGAAAAUUAUUUCUUACAUAGCGUUCAAGGGGAGAAAACUCCUUUCACAAACAGUUCGCCGUACUAGAGCUAUGGAUUAACCGAGGAAAUGUACCGAUGAUGAUUGAUAGAACGAUUUAUUUGUAAUUCCUAUAAGACUUAAGAGUUGACUUCAGAUUUAUUACUGAUUAAUCUAUGACUGAUUAUAGUUAGAA